This is a messenger RNA of Stomoxys calcitrans (stable fly), 1323 nucleotides long. RefSeq lists its product as uncharacterized. Lineage: Eukaryota; Metazoa; Arthropoda; Insecta; Diptera; Muscidae. The record is from RefSeq and is a predicted model, not a curated record. The coding region runs from base 81 to 1169 and encodes 362 amino acids. The transcript has 2 exons.
ACAAAAUUACUUUUGUAUGUUAAACAGAUUUCAUUUUUCCUUGCCUUAAAAGAAUCAAUUGUAUUUUCAUAUUAAUAUCGAUGGAGCCUGAGAACAUAAAUGUUACAUUCAAGCAUCUGCUCAAUAUAUCUCUGGGAGACGCCAAGCUGGACAAGGCCAAUUUGAGUAUACUGCAAAGCGUUUUAUUACUUCUCCUGCACAAACUGGAUUGUCAACAUGAAAAAGUUCGCUUGUCGGGAGUUGACUUUGACAGCCUUAAGAAAAUUUUAGUUAAUUCUCGAAACCCACCACUACCAAUAACAGUGAACCAUGAAAAUAGCUUUCAAAAAUACUAUCAACUAUUAGAUCGCUUAAAUAUACAAACCAAAAAUUUACAACAACAAUUGGAAAAUCAUUUUUCCGAAAUCAAAAAGCAAUGUGCCACUGAUGCAUUUCGAUCCAAAUGUUGGGAUUUGUAUGCCGCACCAACAGAAGAUUUGUGCACCCUUUACAGUGAGUAUAAUAAGGCGUUUUGUACUAUGGCCCAAAAUCCUACCUUCAAUGGGGAAAUGCGUCGUCGCAUGACGCAACCUGUGCUGAAACGCAUGCAACAUUUUGAGUCCCAAAUAGAAGCAAUGCGAGAGAAACUCCGGCUUCUGAAUGGGGUACAGCCACAAACCGGCGACCAGUUAAAACUAUUGCCAUCCAUAAUAGGAGAAAUCGAAACCAAACGCUUGGAGAUCGAUGGACAAUGGUCAAUGGUGCGAGAGGCCAUGCAGGAGACUCAAGAAAUGUUAAAUUGCAAAUUGGAUCGCAUUACACUGCCGGCAUUGCGUAAGGAUUUAGAAAAUCGAUUCGCAGCUGUGGACAGCUACAUAGCGUUGAUGAAGAAACAACCCUGUCACUGUCCAAAUGUGAGAAUACUGGAUGUGGGCAAAAAAGGUUUUUGCAUUUCAUGCGGCAGGAAUGAUUUCCGUCACUCUCGCGCUGCAUUGGAUUUGAAAUUUGCAAGCAAAAUCAAAUGUCAAUGUGCUUUGGUCAAGAAAGCACCCACCAUAUUAGAGAGAAUGGACAAAAUUAAAGUAAAAACAUAUAAAUUAGUUGCAUCCUCAAGGAUAUCAUAUAAUGGUACUGUAUCAAGCGCCUUUACCCAACAACUACGUGACAAAGGCCAUUAUGUUCACAGCUAAAACGAAAAACUACUGCAAGGCUCGAUGGAUUUAAAACCCUUGAUUACCGUGGUUGAAAAUGAAGAAGUGCAACGCAUUAUUCCUAAUAAAUCCACUAUUUCAAUAACUUUCAAGAAAUGAAUAACCAAAUAUCAUUCGAAAUUUGCCAGAGAAA